AUGGCUUCCAUGCUGACGGCCGGGUGCACAUCGCCCGACGCAAGUGGCAAGCAGCAGUCGGUGUCCCCCCAGUCCUGCUCGCCGCGGAUCGGCGCGCCCCCGACGACGGCGAACGCCCAGAAUGCUGGCCAGACGACGGGCAAUUCCGCCGUCUCCGCCUCCGCCUCCGCCAUGAAUAAUCCGACAGCCGUCAAGCUGGGCGUUAUGGACGUCCCGAAGGCGCUGCAGGACGGCGAGAAGUUCAUCAAAUGGGACGAGGACUCCUGCAACGGGACACCGGUAACGUUGCGCGUCGACGUGAAAGGUUUUUUCCUCUACUGGGUCGACCAGAACCACGAGAUGGACAUGCUGGACAUUGCGACCAUACGCGACGUCCGGACCGGACAGUACGCCAAGAAGCCGAGGGAUAUUAAACUUCGCCAAAUUGUCACGAUGGGAUCGCAGGACACGCUCGAGGAGAAGACUGUGACCGUGUGCUAUGGGGCCGACUUCGUGAAUGUCAACUUUAUCAACUUUUGCUGUACUCGCAAAGAAAUCGCCCGGCUGUGGUGCGAUGAGCUGAUCCGAAUGGCGUACAACUUGACCCAGCUGAACGGUCCGGCUAUUAUGUUCCUGCAGAAGGCAUACACCAAGCUCUGCCUGCAGGUCGACAAGAGCGGCAAGAUCCCGGUGAAAAACAUCAUCAAAACGUUCGCCACCAACAAGGACGACCGGAGGCGCGUGGAGAAGGCACUGGAUGUGUCCGGGUUGCCGUCCGGGAAAGGCGAUACCCUGGCGUUGGCCAAGUUCCAGUUCGAGGACUUCUUUAAUCUGUACAAAAAUCUCUCCCAAAGAACGGAAGUCGAGAAGGUGUACGAUGAGCUGGUUGGCACGUCGAAGCGCCGGCUGAUGUCGACCUCGCAGUUGGUGGAUUUCCUCAACAAAACUCAGCGGGAUCCACGGUUGAACGAGAUCCUGCACCCGUACGCCAACACGGCCCGUGCCCGCGAUCUGAUCCAGGAGUACGAGCCGAACAAGUUCAAUGCCCAGAAAGGGCAGCUCAGUUUCGAUGGAUUUCUAAGAUAUCUGAUGUCCGAGGACAACCCUAUCAUGGCGGCCAGCAAGCUGGACCUGAGCGACGACAUGGACCAACCGAUGGCGCACUACUUCAUCAACUCGUCGCACAACACCUACCUGACCGGCCACCAGCUGACCGGCAAGAGUUCGGUCGAGAUCUACCGCCAAAGCUUGCUGGCCGGGUGCCGGUGUGUGGAGCUGGAUUUUUGGAACGGCCGCACGGAGGAGCCGGUGAUCGUGCACGGCUACACCUUCGUACCGGAGAUCUGCGCCAAAGACGUCCUAGAAGCAAUAGCCGAGACGGCAUUCAAAACGUCGGAAUUCCCUGUGAUACUGAGCUUCGAGAACCACUGCAACCCGCGGCAGCAGGCCAAGAUAGCGAACUACUGUCGUGAAAUAUUCGGCGACAUGCUCCUCGAUAGGCCCCUGGAGUCCCAUCCGCUCGAGUCGAGCGUCGAGCUACCGGCACCGUCGCUGCUGAAACGGAAGAUUAUCAUCAAAAACAAGAAAAAACACCACCAUCACCAUCAUCACAAAAAGGGCACCACGGCGACGGCCGCCGUCGUUACCAGCCCGCAGCAGCAACAACCACCGGUGGCCGCCGCUAAUAAUGGUGCCGCUAAUGCAAAUGCCACAACAGUUAACAGCAACUCCACCCCCAUUAGCGGCGCACCGGUUGCGGCCAACAACGGUGCAAACGCGCCAGCAGCAGCUGCAACGAGCGGCUUGCAGCAGUCUCAGCUGGAUGGCGACCCGAGCGUCAACAGCAACAACGGCACAACACCACCACAAGCAAUACAGCCACCGACCGGGAACGGCGACAUUCCGCACCAUGCACCACCGUUGCAGCAAAUUCGUCAAAGCUCAAAGGAAAGCACCGGCUCGUCGGACACGGACAGUUCGAGCGAUGACGAGUCGAUUCCGGGCACGCAGGUACCGGGAGCGAUCGGGCCGAACGAGGCCGACAAGGUGCCGCAAACCAAAGAGACUGAGGCGGGCGCGGAGAUCUCCGCACUCGUCAACUACGUGCAGCCGGUGCACUUUAGUAGCUUCGAGAAUUCGGAAAAGAAGGCCCGCUACUACGAGAUGUCUUCGUUUGACGAGAAGCAAGCUACCACGCUGCUGAAGGAGCGCCCGAUCGAGUUUGUCAACUACAACAAGCGACAGCUAUCGCGUGUCUAUCCGGCCGGAACACGCUUCGACAGUUCCAACUUUAUGCCACAGCUCUUCUGGAACGCCGGUUGUCAGCUGGCCGCACUGAACUAUCAAACGCUGGACCUGGCGAUGCAGCUUAACCUGGGCAUCUUCGAGUACAACCAUCGUUGCGGUUACUUGCUGAAACCGGAGUUUAUGCGCCGCAAAGACCGUCGGCUGGAUCCGUUUGCGGAGAGUACGGUGGACGGCAUCAUUGCCGGCACGGUCGUGGUGACGGUUAUGUCGGGUCAGUUUCUGACCGACAAGAAAGUCGGCACGUUCGUCGAGGUGGACAUGUUCGGAUUGCCGGCCGACACGGUGCGUAAAAAGUUUCGAACCAAAAUAGUGCGCGACAACGGCAUCAACCCGGUGUACGACGAGGAACCGUUCGUGUUCAAGAAGGUGGUGCUGCCGGAGCUGGCCGCCAUUCGGAUAGCGGCGUACGAGGAGGGCGCCAAACUGAUCGGGCACCGGGUGCUCCCGGUGAUAGGGCUGUGCCCCGGCUACCGGCAUCUGACGCUGCGGACGGAAGUGGGACAGCCGAUUCCACUGGCCACCCUCUUUCUGUGCAUUGUCGUCAAAGACUACGUUCCCGAUGGGCUGUCCGACUUUGCGGAAGCCCUCGCCAAUCCGAUCAAGUACCAGAGCGAACAGGAAAAGCGCUCCAAACAGCUCGCCGUGCUGGAGGAGGACACGGAACCCACCGAGGAGGACUCAUUUGUCGUUGUAUCUCUAGGUUUGAGCAAAGGCAAGGGCGAUACACUCAACAAAUCGAGUGACAACAACACCGUCGGAAGUCCGGCACGGCAACAACGGCCCACCGGUCAGCAGACGCAGGUCGAAAGUGAUGCCGAGCGGGAGGCCCCAUUGGAGGUGGUGACCAAAGUAGUGUCUCUGCCCAUGGCUCAACCCUCACUGGAUUCAGCGCCGGGCAGCGCUGCCGUUCGGCCGCCGACGGCUGCCACCGUGCACGUCACAUCCAGCGGGGGCGGUGGACCACCGAUUACCACUACCACCAACGUACCGCUGGGCGCUUCCGGGCCCGGUACGGCCGAUUCUGCGACGCACCAGCAGCUCCAGCACCACCACCAGCAAGACGGUAGCGGUAAGAUUGUGGCCGAUCCGCUGGAGAAGAUAUUCGAGGACAAGCAGAUCCGCAAGAAGCGGGAAGCACUCGAGAAGGAGCUGAAAGCUCUCAAGAAGGGCCACGACAAGGAGAAGCUCAAGAACCACGCGGCGCAGAAAGGUGGCGAACUGGCCGGUGGUGGCGGUGCCGAUGGGCCGCUGAAGAAGUCCAAGUUCGCGAUGGGCAACAAACUGGUGAAGCGGUUCAGUAGCAAAAACAUGGCCGACAUGAACGUGAAGGUGCCGCCGUGUGCGACCUCGGACACGGACGUGACGGGAGACGCGCAGGCGGAACGGUUGCGGCAAAUCUGCCGCGAGCACGCCAGCAGCUACCGGGAGGUGCUGGAGAAGUACCACGAAAUCAUCUACAGCCUGGCGGAGGAUUUGCUCCGUCAGUCGCAGGAGAGCCAGAUGAAGCAAUUGAAGACACAACUCGAGCGUGAAACGACCGAAGUGAUGCGACAGCUGCAGCUGUCACGCAAAAGCGAAGUGAAGCAGCUGGCGAUGGUCCACAAGGACAAGGACGAGCUGGAGCGCAUGAAGCGUGAAGUGGAUUCGACGCUCGUCGAGAAGGGCGUCACGGAACGGGUACGGCUAACGGCGACGUACGAGCGGAAACGGGACGAGCUGCAGCGACAGCACGACACGGUGAAGCAGGGUUUGGAAGACCACAAGCUGAAGGCACGUUCGAUGCUGGAGAAGGAAGCAGAAUCUCAUGCCUGCAUUUCGGACACAUUCCUGGUCCACCUGAACACCAGCAACAGCACCACGAGCUGUUCGUCGGUUGGUGGCACCACGCCGCACCCACCGGCGACCUCCAUAUCCAGUGGCAACAUUUGUGCCACCGCCCACGGCAGUGCCCACGAGAACAGCGUCAACAAUACUCACGCCACGUAG
Anopheles bellator is the source of this 4272-nucleotide messenger RNA. It is a transcript of the gene Plc21C, whose product is annotated as 1-phosphatidylinositol 4,5-bisphosphate phosphodiesterase classes I and II. Gene Ontology annotation, molecular function: phosphatidylinositol-4,5-bisphosphate phospholipase C activity; calcium ion binding. NCBI's taxonomy places the organism in Eukaryota, Metazoa, Arthropoda, Insecta, Diptera, Culicidae. Gene Ontology annotation, biological process: phosphatidylinositol-mediated signaling; lipid metabolic process. The transcript is spliced from 17 exons. The record is from RefSeq and is a predicted model, not a curated record. Bases 1 to 4272 code for a protein of 1423 amino acids.